Salvia splendens (bonfire salvia) is the source of this 1331-nucleotide messenger RNA. Its product is annotated as E3 ubiquitin-protein ligase PUB23. Gene Ontology annotation, biological process: protein ubiquitination. Bases 70 to 1251 code for a protein of 393 amino acids. NCBI's taxonomy places the organism in Eukaryota, Viridiplantae, Streptophyta, Magnoliopsida, Lamiales, Lamiaceae. The transcript has a single exon. The record is from RefSeq and is a predicted model, not a curated record. Gene Ontology annotation, molecular function: ubiquitin protein ligase activity.
ACCUCCAACUCAGAAAUCAAAAUAUAGUUUUCUUCUCCACCUCAAGCUCAACUAAUUAAUCAAUCAUCAAUGGCGGAAUCGGAAAUCCAAGUCCCCUCGUAUUUCCUAUGCCCUAUUUCUCUGGAGAUCAUGAAGGACCCCGUCACCAUCUCCACCGGCACAACCUUCGACAGAGAAAGCAUCGAGAAAUGGAUAUUCUCUCACAAACACAACACCUGCCCCCUCACAAAGCAGCCCCUCUCCAACACCGAUCUCACCCCCAACGUCACCCUCCGCCGCCUCAUCCAGUCCUGGUGCACUCUCCACGCCGUCGACCGCCUCCCCACCCCCAAACCCCCCGUCACCAAACCCCAGCUCCUCACCCUCCUCGCCGCCGCCACCCCCGAAUCGCAGAUCAAGUGCCUCCACCGCCUCCGGUCCAUCGCCUCCGCCAGCCAAACCAAUCGGAUUUGCAUGGAGAAGUCCGGAGCCGCCGACUUCCUUGCCGCGAUCGUCGCCGGAGAGUCGGUGGAAGCGUCGGAGGAGGCUCUGAGCAUUCUCUACAGCCUCCGGCUAUCGGAAUCCGCCCUCAAAUCCCUAGGUUCCAGAUCCGAAUUCAUCGCCUGCUUAAUCAAAUUGAUGCAAUCUCCCAGCUACGAAUCGCGAGCUUACGCAGUGAUGAUGCUGGAAUCAAUCACCGAAGUCGAAUUCGUCCUAAUCAAUUCAAAUCCCCAAAUAUUAAUCGAGCUAAUUCAAAUUUUAAAAGACCAGAUCUGUAAAAGAGCGACGAGAUCGGCGCUGAAGAUGCUCAUCACGCUCUGCGCGUGGGGGAGAAAUAGGAUAAAAUCAGCGGAAGCUGGAUUGGUCGGGGUUGUGAUCGAUCUUCUUCUCGAUAAUUCAUCCGAUAAAAGGACGUCGGAGAUGAUGCUGACGGUGCUGGAUCUGGUGUGCCAGUGCGCGGAGGGGAGGGCGGAACUGGUGCGCCACGGCGCGGGAUUGGCGGUGGUGUCGAAGAAGAUACUUACGGUUUCGGAGGCGGCGAGCGAGAGGGCGGUGAGGGUUCUGCACUCGGUUUCGAAGUUCUCGGGGACGGCGGCGGUGGUGCAGGAGAUGGCGCAGAUAGGAGUGGUGGCCAAGCUGUGCUUGGUGCUGCAGGUUGAGUGUGGGAUGAAGACCAAGGAGAGGGCCAGAGAUAUACUGAAGAUGCAUGCGAGAGCUUGGAAGAAUUCUUCAUGCGUGCCUAAUACAUUUGCUUCUUUCUUGAGAUAUUGAUAUCAUCACAUUUUGUGUACAUUUUUAUUACAAUUCUUUUGUAGAUUAGUGUCUGAUGAAUCCGCGAAUUUCUGAUGUUA